AAAAAAAUAAGACGCAAGAGAAGAGGAAGACCGCGCGGCGCACACGCACAUGGGGGAGAGCGCGAGGUUGCUUCUUUUUUUUCUCCUUCAUUCCUGCGCGUCGCACGAUGGCUCAUAUAUGAGGAGGACACUUCGGGAUGUGGACAUACUCGAGUGUCUCCGCGGAGAGAAGCGCAUGAGAGAAGGCGACCCCGCGUCCGACUCCUCCGACACCGAGACGGACUCCUCCCCACCUCGGCCGUGACACCUCCCGGUAAACCGCCGAGAGAGACGGAUAAGUGUGUUUGUUCCUCCGCGGACGCUGGAGACCGACCCUGACGCCGCCAUUCGCCCGCCAGUGACUGAUUGUGUGGCUUUAAAAAGUUGCCUGGAGAACAUGGACAUCUGACGUGCGCCACACGGCGUCAUUGGACACAUAGGGCCCCUAUCUCUCUCCCUCUCUCUCUCUCUCUCUUCAUCUCUCGCUCUCUUCUCCAUCACAUCUCGGACAGGCUCAUCCCCUGCGCUUUGGCUUUGGAGUAAGAAGAAGAAGAAGGAGGAGAAGUGUUGAGCAGUUGUCAUUCGCCCUGACACGGGCUGCAUCCAGGAGCUCUACCUGCAGGAGACCGCUGCCUGUUGUGCCGAUGCGCAUUCGCUGAUCUCUGUAUCUUGUGCACGUUCUGUCAGCGCACCUCGGAUUUGUCAGAGCUGACAUCCCGCAUGAAAUAAAGCCAAUGAAUCAUCUGGACCCUCGCCCUGCACCCGAGUGAACAAACGCAGUGACGCGUAGCUUUUUUUCCUCCUGAACCCUAAACAAGUGUCAUCGCCUGCCCCCCCUUGAAUGGUCACAAUCUUUUUUUGUGCCAUUUUUCCUUUUUUUGCAUUUCCCCCCCGAGCCACGCGUCUUGUUUGUCAUCUGUGCGCGCGCUCAACCCCGAACUGCGCCAGAGAACAACACACGGCCACAUGUGAGCGAGACCCGUCACCUGUCCCGGCUGCAGCGCGCGAGUCCACCGACUGACCGACCCAACACCGGAGAGGAAUACGUGCCGAAGUUUCGCUGUAGUGAUGCUGCAAGUGGAAAUGAUCAUCGUUGUGUGCCUGGUGCUGUUGAUGUGUGUAUUCAGCCAGGAGCCCAGCUCCAAAGUGGUGGCGGACCGCUACGCCGUCUUCUGGAACCGGACCAACACCAAGUUCCAUCGUGGGGACUACCACAUUGACGUCUGCAUAAACGACUACCUGGACGUCUACUGUCCUCACUACGAAGACACGGUGCCGGAGGAGCGGACGGAGCGCUACGUCCUCUACAUGGUCAACUAUGACGGCUACAGCACGUGUGAUCACACCGCCAAGGGCUUCAAGCGCUGGGAGUGCAACAGGCCGCACUCCCCGAACGGGCCGCUCAAGUUUUCGGAGAAGUUCCAGCUCUUCACUCCCUUCUCCCUGGGCUUCGAGUUCCGACCGGGCAGAGAAUACUACUACAUCUCCUCCACCAUCGCUGAGAACGGGAGGAAAACAUGCCUGAAGCUGAAAGUUUUCGUCCGACCAUCAAACAGCUGUGUGAAAACUAUAGGCGUACAUGACCGUGUUUUUGAUGUAAACGACAAAGUAGACAAUACAUUAGAACCACGAGACGAUACCAGUCACGAACCAGCCGAGCCUUCCCGAAGGGAGACAAAUGCUGCGCCGCACCUGCACAACACAAGUCCACUCCUGGCUUUGUUGCUGGCCUGCCUAGCAGCACUCUUCACUUUAUAGCGCCUCCCUAUGUCCAGGAGGGCAUUUAACACCUAGCGUGGCCUGAAUCUGCCCGAGGCUGCAGGGAAGGGGCGGGCUUUGGGGGCAGUGUGUUGGCUUGAUUGGGCGUCAGAGCAGGCUUCUCAAGGAACCCUCUAUUUUUUUCAGAACAAAAAAAAAUAUUUAAGUGGUCUUUCUCCGUCUGUGAGUGAAAAAAGUUGAUGUUGGAAGGGGGGGGGAGACACUCCCCCCUCUUAAACCUUCAACUAAGAUGCCAAAUCUCGUUUUUUGACACUUAGUGAUUCUUAUUUUCCCGUGACUUGACAUCCCUUUACAUCAUGUUUAUGUCAUUGCAGCACUGAUGUUUACCCACACAUACAUACAAACACACACACACACACACACAUAUACUCACACACACAUCUUGCUUACAAAGUCACAUACACAUUGCCUCAAACAGUCAAUAGCAGUAGGGUUUUUACACAGUUGUAUACAGUAGCAGCCUUACACAGUAGGAAAGUGAAGAUUCUAGGUCUUACAAAUGAUUGUACAUACACAAAAUAAAUAGCUAAUCCCGAGACCUCUCACGAAGCCUUUCAGAAAAGAUCUUGAUAGAAUUCUGAUCCGUCAUUAGAAGCAGAUUUCUUGUACCACCGCUGUACUGGGCUAUGCGCUUAAAAGUGGAAUGAUGAAGGAAAUUAGGAGUAAUGGUUUAAAGCAAAGGUCAGACUGGAAACCACAGCGCUGAGAAAUUAAGUAAAUGGCCUGCACAUUAGUCUAUUGAUCUUGAGACUGUCCUGAUUUAUAGAUGGUGCUCAGUUUUCUCUUAAAUAUAAAUUGCAUGUGUUUGUGAGUAAACUACUUAGAGAUGGAGCGAGAACCAUUGGGCAACUGGUUCUUGUCCCUCUUUGUGCAGUCCCCGCUCAAACACCUCUCAAAGCACUCGGUUGAAUCUGACUCACCAAACAACUAAACUGAAACUUUCUCACCAGAUACUUUGUGGACUGUUAUUUAGAACGAGGAUCAAUAUCUUUUGAAAGCUGAUCAAAUAAUUUCCCGGCAACAGUCACAAUCAUUUUAUGCUGCGUUGACUCAGCUGGGCAACAAUUGUUGCCUGUUUCCUUUGAGCUGUAGUCAAUAUUUAACACUCCCACGGAAAUUUGCAUCCACAGCUUUUUCUUUUCCUUCACAAUUGAUUGAUAAAGUUAUUGUUUGAAAAAUGAUUCACAGCUAAAUUGGACCUCAAGUUGUUUUACUAAUACUAGUUUCUCCAGACAUUGCCUUUAGCUUUGCAGACCCAGUAAAUUUAGUAUUUUUGUUCCGUCUGUAUUAAGAACAAUAAGGCCACGAUCACACAUACACAAAUGCAGGUUGAAUGAUAAUCACCUGCUGAGGCAAAUUACUGGGGGCAGUGCAGGAUGUGACGCAAACCAGUUGUGGACCCACAUAUAGCCAGUUUGAGGUUGUGGUUGUUGGUUUUUUGGGUAAUUUUCCUGACAUCAAAGUAGCGGCGAGUUCAACAGAUCUGAAAUCAGGGUCUCUACCUCUAUUCGGUCUGGGCUCACUAUGACAGUCACAGCCAAUGACGGCCAAAAGCCAAACACACAAACGUUGUUGCUACUGGUCGAGGCUGUGAUGCUGCUGGUUUGAAUUCACCAAAAUUGAACUCCACUCCACUUGUCACAAGUGGGUCGCUCGCCCCCUCAUUGCCACAGAAUAGAAAGGAAUGUUCACGGCUGGUACAUUCGUGUAUGUGUGACCGUGACAAUCAAAAUUUACAUUAAUACACUUUUUCCUCACAUCUUUGUCCUUUUACAGCUUUUAAUCAUGCUCAGAUGAUAGUUAGUUGGUUCUCGGAUUCAGAUAAUUAUUAUGUAGCUCCAAUUAGUUACAGCAUUGCUUUAAAGGAGAAAGUUCAAGUAAAGGCAAUAGACAGCUCUAGUCGAGCCAGGUUGGUUUUAGCACUUAUAUUCAGAGCAAUUCACUGUGUUUUUAAUGAUAUUCAGCUUCCAUCAUCUCCCACAGAUGCACAUGGUGAGUUUCUUUUUACAUCGGAGGGCAAUGUUUCUGAGCUAAUGUCAAGUACGGACAGAAGGAGGAAUAAACUCUGCGUUACUUUCUCAGAGCCGGGCGUUGUAUGACAAAUAAGGCACCAGUUGGUUUAAUGAGAGGUAGAGAGAGAGAGAGAAGUGGAGUGAGAGAAGCGGCACAGGCGCAUGUCGCGUGUCCACCCUCAGCUCCUAGUGUUACUGGUUUAAGUAACUCUUUAAUGAGGUUCAAAAUGACAGGCAUGUGGACCCCAUGUUGUGGCAAGGGGAGUUAUUUCUGGUAUUAAAAAUAGAUGGCGGAAGGCUUGGGGGGUCUCGGGAGGAGGAGGAGGAGGGGGGGGGUAUGGAUUUCCACUGUGGGGGGGGGGGUUUAAAGCACCAAUGACCUUGCAGAUUGAGAGAAUCGCUGAGUGAAGGAGACAGAAAGAAUAAAACAGAGGGACGCACACGCAGAGAGGAGUCAUGGGAGGUACAGCAGAAGGUAGUGUGACUGGAGUGCCUAACAAAACAGCUCGAAAUCCACGCACCCCCACUGCAAACACAAAAACCCACCAGAUUCAAUGACAAACAUACUGUUCAGUACCAUUCAGUCUUAAAAGGCACACACUGUUUUGUUUUUGUGUUGAUUUUAUUUUUGUGGCUGCCUUUAAUCUGUUUUUUGUUUUUUUGUUUUAGUUUUCUCCCAAGAAAGACUGCCUUUGCCUUUUGCCAUAUGUUUUUUGUGCUACGGUAACAAUGCUAUUGCAGUGGAAAUAGCAGCUCAGCUACGGGGGGGGUAAUAGGAGACCAGGCCAUUUAAUGAGGUACUAAUUUUCAGGAUAACACCGUGGGGAAAUGAGCACCGCAUACGAUCCAAAAUGGAGGCUUGUCAGCAGAUUAACACUAGACUCUUUAUCAGAAACCAGCUUUGACUGUACUCUCUUAUAGUUACCAAUACUACUCUUUGUCAUUAUUGCUAUUAUUACCAUGGUUUCUUCUGUACACACCUUAACUUGGGAAAUGAGGAUCAACUUAUAAACUGGAUACUGUGUAUCCUGAGGUAGUCAACCAUAAAACAUGUAGUGUUAGGGUAGUAUCCGUUUUGUACCUUUCUGGAGGACAAAAGAAAAAAGUGAGAUACAUCAUUGUUAAAACUGUAUAAUUAUUAUUAUUGUUAUGAUGAUGAUGAUUACGACUAUUAUUAUUAUUAUUAGGACAACUUCUUGAUGUAAAUAGUGUUUGAUAUUAAAGUAUUAAUUUGGUUCUUAUGUCUUUUCUAAAAAACGAACACGGUAUUAUCUCUGGGUUUUGCGGAGUGUGUACUGUCCUCAAACAAACGCAUUGUGUGCUUCGAUCCUCGAUGCCUGAUGAAACUUUGAGCUCAUACGAAGGGGAAACCUGUGGGAACUGUGCACGCACCAGUGUGCAGGAGGCUGGACAUUGGCCAACAAGUGGCUCACCUGUUACAUGUUUCAAACCAGUCACCGACCCUCCACCAUCUCUUCACAUAAGGAUCCUGCCUCGGAGAGAAACCCCUUGGGACAGAUUGGACGGCCUAUUUGUACGCUUUCUUUUUGUUUUGUGUUGCCUUCAACGUUUAGGAGGCAGCUCAACGAUCUGCCCUGAGUGGACUGUCAGCUUUUCAACUGCAGGAUCUCGCCGGUUUUCAUUAUGUGGCAUGCGCAUGGACUUUGAUGACAUGUAAAAAAGAAAAAGACAAAAAAAAAAAAAAAUAGAUCAAAAAAGUUUAAAAAAUAAUGUUUUUUUUCCUUUGCUCUUAUUUUCCUUUUUAAGGCGUACUAGAUUUUUUGAUCACAUUCAUGUUGUGUGUGUUUUGCAUCCCCAUUUGAGUGAUGUCAUAGAGCUGUGUAGUUUCAGAUGACAAAUGUACAUAACACAAUCCAUUGUUGUGAAGUUACAGUGGGGGUAGGUCAUUUUGUAGUUCAACAACAAUGUUUUUUUUUCAUUUCCUGAGUGCGACUCUCGUCUGUGCUCACCUCCAGAAUUCAUCCCAUGUAGUUGCAGUCUCCUCCGACUAUUCAUCCUCCUGCCGCCCUCACAAGAGGAGGCGUGUUGUGGAGUGUAUACAUCGAUGUGCGGAUGUUUUUCAGCUUGGAAAAAAAAAUGUGUGAGACUGUUUGAGUUUGUGUGUGUGUGUGUGUGCGUGUCUCAUUCGCUGUUGCCGCAGUGAAUGGGAAGCGGCAACCCUCUUUGGCAAAGAAGAGUGUUUCCCAUGCCUUAGCCCUUCAGCCUCUGCCCUGGCAGCCCCGUCUGUGUACAAGACGCUUUCUGCCAUUGUGCUUUUACAUGGAAUGGGUGCUGGCGUCGGAGAGACUACAACAGGGCCCUUCACGUUUCUCUCCCUUUUGAACGCCCCAGAAUCACUUGUCCCUACGGUAUACGUUGCUCCUGGGUACAGUUGGAGGAUUAGUGCAGCCCCUCCACCAAAUCCUAGAGUGGAUUGUUAGAGGGGGGGGGGGGGGGGGGGGGGAGUCUAUCAUCGAUCCAGGUCCACAGCCUCUCUUUGUCAGUGACGCUCUUGCUGACCAGCCACUUGUUCAUGUCUGUGCGACUGUCCCUGUCCCAUCCCUCUUUGUGCUUGUAUAACCUCCACCACACCACCUGCUGUCCUUGUCCCCCUCACCUUUGAACCCCGCUCCCACUUUGCCAUCAGUGGGGGAAUAUUUCCAACCUGCUCUUUUACAGUAUAUAAACGACAACAAAAAAACUUUGACAAAAAAAUAAUCUGUAUUUGUAUAUACACGUGUCUGAGCAACUAUGAGUAAUACAAUAAAACAGAAAUACAUUGCUU
Molecule: messenger RNA, 6555 nt
Organism: Pleuronectes platessa (European plaice)
Lineage: Eukaryota; Metazoa; Chordata; Actinopteri; Pleuronectiformes; Pleuronectidae
Gene: efna5b
Product: ephrin-A5b
Exons: 5
Coding region: 1048-1737 (229 amino acids)
Biological process (GO): ephrin receptor signaling pathway; regulation of actin cytoskeleton organization; regulation of cell-cell adhesion
Cellular component (GO): external side of plasma membrane; plasma membrane
Molecular function (GO): ephrin receptor binding
Source: RefSeq, a predicted model, not a curated record